Dovyalis caffra is the source of this 336-nucleotide messenger RNA. The record is from the annotation of a GenBank genome assembly. NCBI's taxonomy places the organism in Eukaryota, Viridiplantae, Streptophyta, Magnoliopsida, Malpighiales, Salicaceae.
AUGGGUAAAUGGAUCAACGAUGGAUCCUUGAGGGAUUCGGUUCCCACAGUCGAUUUCCCUUCUUAUAAUCUGUUGGGGAGACCAGCCAAAGGGUUUAUGGAGAAAAGGGAUAGCGUGGCUAGGUUUAGGUGGGUCUGGUGGUUGUUGGGUUCGAGAAAGAGGCGAGGGGGUAGUGGGCUCGGUUGGGAUGGACAACGUGGAGGUGGCAGUGGGCAGUCGAAUACAAAUCCAAAGCAAUACAAUUAUGGAACAGAAGUAUCGAGUCCAGCUCCUCUUGAUUCUGAUUGGUCAAGCAGUGAAGGCAGGAGGCAGGCUCCUCCUUAUUCAGACAAGUGA